UUCACACUAUAGCAGGAGGAGAUUAUAGUGCCAUGUGACCAUGAUGUCAUCAACUCAUACCUUAUAAAGUUGACCGCCAGCCACUGGAUCUGUACAUGCAAGCAAGCGUCUUUCCCAAACCGUCUACAAGAGAUGGAGGCUCAAGACUGGAUUGAAUCAUCAAUACGAGCGUUUUUCUGCUUGACUGGCAUUAUAGGCAACUUCUGGCUGGGUUUGCGCUCUCUUCCCAAAUCCAGCUCUCAACUGCGACCCAACGACGUCCUCUUCAUGAACCUGGCCGCGUCCAAUCUGAUCACAAACUGCCUGGUGGAUCUUCCAGACACAUUGACGCAGUUUGUGAACAACUGGUUCAUGGGUAGGAACUACUGCGGCGUGCUUCAGUUCUCCUCCGAUCUCUCGGAGACCAGCAGCAUCUUCUCCACUAUGUUCAUCAGCGUGUAUUGGCACCAGAAGCUGGUGGGCUCCAUCAGACGCGGAGGAGCCCCGGUGCAGAUGGAUAAUUUGAGGUUAGUCGGCGUAUUGCUCGCUGGGAGCUGGAUCGUGGCGCUGAUGUUCAGCGUUCCCCACUUUUUCAUUGCAGAACACGAUGGGAACGAGACUUUAGAAGUCUGUGAGGAACGUUUCCCAACGCCUGCGGAGAAAAAGACGUUCGAUGCACUGUAUCUGAUUCUGGCGAACGUGGUUCCACUUGUUGGGAUCACCUACGCCAGCGUGCGGAUCGUCUUAACGCUGCUCCGGAGUCAAAAACGAAUCACGGACCACUCCAAAGGAAGAAAUGCACCACCUACAGAAGAAAAUAUGGCUAAAGUCGUGAAUACCGUCGCCGACUCCCAACAGAAGACGCAGGUCAGAUCCAAUACGAGUAAUCAGGUUCGAGCAGCCAAAAGUGUGGUUGCAGUCGCCACCAUCUUCAUCUUCUGCUGGUUCACUCACCUUGUGCUCCGCAUCUACAGCAGCUUCAGAAACUCCAUCCUCGCUGUCAAACUCACCAAUUUUAUAGGAGCAUCUUACACCUGUUUCGUUCCCUAUGUGUACUUGCACGGUGUAAAGAAACUCAACUGCUCUUGGCGGUAAGAACUGGACUAGAAACCAUCUCAGGAAAGAAGCUUGAUUUGAUGAUUAAAGUAAACAACACUGUAUAUGCAAACACCUCUUGUUUUUUUAUGUGAAAUGUGGGAAUCGUAGUAAAGGAAUAUACAACUGGUUUAUCAUUUUUUCCACCACCAAAGCAGAAACAGAAGUGACUCUCCCUCCAGUGCUUUGGUAAUUGCUGCCAGCGAUCACUGUAAUUAUGUUCGUUAUGCCACUUAACAAAUUAUAAAUCUGCACGUGAGUGCAAUUC
Cyprinus carpio (common carp) is the source of this 1342-nucleotide messenger RNA. RefSeq names its product bombesin receptor subtype-3-like. Gene Ontology annotation, molecular function: G protein-coupled receptor activity. Gene Ontology annotation, cellular component: membrane. The record is from RefSeq and is a predicted model, not a curated record. The coding region runs from base 133 to 1074 and encodes 313 amino acids. Gene Ontology annotation, biological process: G protein-coupled receptor signaling pathway. NCBI's taxonomy places the organism in Eukaryota, Metazoa, Chordata, Actinopteri, Cypriniformes, Cyprinidae. The transcript has a single exon.